Molecule: messenger RNA, 3709 nt
Organism: Jaculus jaculus (lesser Egyptian jerboa)
Lineage: Eukaryota; Metazoa; Chordata; Mammalia; Rodentia; Dipodidae
Gene: Slc16a6
Product: solute carrier family 16 member 6
Exons: 6
Coding region: 144-1712 (522 amino acids)
Biological process (GO): transmembrane transport; monocarboxylic acid transport
Molecular function (GO): monocarboxylic acid transmembrane transporter activity
Source: RefSeq, a predicted model, not a curated record
GUUCCAGACUCGGGCCCACGCCCUAAAGGGUUAAAUCAUUUUUUUCAUGUUACCGAGCGGUUUAUAAGAAGGGGGGAGGCCAAGCCUCCGCCUCAUUGGGAGCCUUUUGGGGUUUAUUCUCUUCCCUUCUAACUUGAUUAAGAAUGACCCAAAAGAACUCAAAGCUUUGUUCCAGAACCAAUGUGUACACGAAAGUGCCUGAUGGAGGAUGGGGCUGGGCAGUAGCUGUUUCUUUUUUCUUCACUGAAGUCUUCACCUAUGGCAUCAUCAAGUCUUUCGGCGUCUUCUUUAAUGACUUAAUGGACAGUUUUGACGAAUCCAACAGCAGGAUUUCAUGGAUAAUCUCAAUAUGUGUUUUUGUCCUAACAUUUACAGCUCCCAUCUCCACAGUCCUGAGCAACCGCUUUGGACACCGUCUGGUGGUGAUCACAGGAGGAUUGCUCGUCAGCACCGGGAUGGUGGCAGCCUCCUUCUCCCAGGAGGUCUACCACAUGUACAUUUCCAUCGGGAUCAUCUCGGGUCUGGGUUGCUGCUUUAGUUUUCUCCCAUCUGUCACCAUUCUGUCACAGUACUUUGACAAAAGACGCUCAGUUGUCACCGCAGUUGCUUCUACAGGAGAAUGUUUUGCUGUAUUUGCUUUUGCACCAGCCAUCACGGCUCUGAAGGACCACAUGGGCUGGAGACACAGCCUCCAGUUCGUGGGCCUGCUGCAACUCAACAUCGUCGCCUGCGGUGCCCUGCUGAGACCCAUCGUCAUCCGAGCACCAGGGUCACCGAGAACAGUCACUCACGAGCCCCGGAAAGAAGUGCAAUAUAUGCUUGAAAAUGAGAAAACGCGAACCUCGAUAGACUCCAUUGACUCAGGAGUGGAACUAACUACCUCACCCAAAAACGUGCCUACUCAAGCUAACGCGGAGCCGGAGCCCAGGGCCGAGCAGCAGCAGACCCUGGUGGCUGGCACCGAGCAGGGAGGCAAGAGAGCCCCGCUGUUAGACUUCUCGAUUUUGAAAGAGAAGAGUUUUAUCUGCUACGCGCUGUUCGGCCUCUUCGCCACACUGGGAUUCUUUGCACCUUCCUUGUACAUUAUUCCCUUGGGCAUCAGCCUGGGCAUCGAGCGGGAGCGCGCUGCAUUUUUACUGUCCACAAUGGCCAUCGCUGAGAUGUUUGGGAGGGUCGGAGCCGGGUUGGUCCUCAACAGGGAGCCCAUCCGCAAGAUCUACAUCGAGCUCACGUGUGUCAUCUUGCUGACAGUGUCUCUGUUUGCCUUCACUUUUGCUACUGAGUUCUGGGGUCUCCUGUUCUGCAGCGUGUUUUUCGGCGUUAUGGUUGGGACGAUAGGAGGCACCCACAUCCCGCUGCUCGCCGAGGAUGACGUGGUGGGCAUCGAGAAGAUGCCUUCUGCAGCUGGGGUCUACGUGUUCAUUCAGAGCAUCGCGGGGCUGGCGGGACCACCCCUGGCAGGCCUGCUGGUGGACCAGAGUAAGAUAUACAGCAGAGCCUUCUACUCCUGCGCAGCUGGCAUGUCUGUGGCUGCUGUGUGCCUCGCCCUGGUGAGACCGUGUAAGAAGGGACUGUGCCAGCAUCCCCACGCACACGAGACCAAGUCAGAGAGCCACCGCAGGAAGGCCCUACAGGACAUACCCGAAGACUUUCUGGAAAUGGAUCUUGGGAAAAGUGAACACAAAGCUCAUGUGAAAAUGGAGCCGGUAUGACACAUCUGCAUGGAAGAGCGGCCACUGUGUUGCCUGAGAAGGGGGCACAGGGAGGCACAUGCGCUAACCACUCGACUCCACUUUCACAGCUCCAUUUUAAAGGGAAUGUCUAUGUGAACAGCACUACCAACAUCUUUUCUUUUUCUGUAAGUUUUCCUUUGUGUUUUUUAAGCCAAAACAUGAACAACCAAACACUUUUCCACGUAUACAUCUGGUCCUAUUCAGUAGCAAUACAAACAUACUCGGAAGGACUCUGGCUUGAAAUUCCAGCAUUGAAACAGUGACAUACAUUAGCAACAGGUCUGUAAGAGCGCUCACCUGUGAUAAACUACUGUCACAUCUGGUCCAGGUCAUGGAGAUGAAAUUGGCUGUUCCAAAAAGAAAAAAAAAAAAAAAAAACCCUCAGAAUCAUUUUUUUAAAUCCAAUUUUCAGAAAUAUAUGUAAAUUGUUUCUUAAAUAAUUUCAAAAAAUACUGAGGUUUCCAUUAACAAAGUAUGGCCUCUGAAUUCUGUAAAUGUUGCAUGGAAAUGAAGCACAGUUUAAGACCAAACAUUUGACUCCUAUGCAAAAAUGAAACAUUUUUUAAUACAGAAAACUUGCACCUCAUCAAUGUGGAGAUGGCCACCGCUUUUCAUGGCCAGUCAUCACCAGAAGUCUUUCAGUAUACAUGCUAAAUUGCAUUCAAAAAGUGUUUCCUGUUGCUUUUAAUUACUCAGAGAUAUGUGACUGUAGUGUCUUUAAUUUAAACUGGUAUUUAUUAUUAAGUUAUUUUAGGAUGGUUAAAAUAAUCAAAAGAAAUAAAAGGUAAUCUGAGACUUAAGCAGCAUUCUUACCUCCUUUCUGCAAUCCUUCAAAAUGCCUCAAAGAACACUUGCAAAGUUUCUCUCGUAAAAGGGCAAGUUGGAAUGAUUCUUAAUUUCAUUAAAGGCAGUGUGUGCUAUUUAGAGGAGGGAGGGGAUAACAGAUAACAAAUUGCCUUAGCUUUUAAAUGAUCAUGUUUGUCACCUGAGAACACUUGAGGAUCUUCCAUCAGAGUUAUAUUUCAUUGAAUUGUUGGAACAUUUCUGAUUUUUUAAAAAAUCAUUUAACUGUUGAAACAUUUCUGCAUUUGAUUUGGAAGUAGCAGAGACAUUUGUGUUACUAUUGCAAGUUACAAGUUGUAAUUUACAUCUCAUUGUAAUUUACAUCUCACGAAGAAUUUGAUUGACCUAAGUCGCCAUGGGAGCCAGGUACACUGGUCCUUGCUGUUUUAGAGUCACACUACAUGUACAGCAUUUUCUGUAAAAGUGGCAAGUGUGGGGAUUAAAAGGGGGGUGGGCUGCCUCCUUACCUACUUCACUGAAUCUCACCCUACAAGAGAUGGCCAAUGCUUGCUGUUCCAUCUUUUUUUUUCAUCUUUACUGUUAAUUUAUGACAACUCAGGGGGAAAACAAAACAAGCCUAGUUGGGUUACAGGUACACACACACACAAGCUUGAAUAUUUCUCUGCACUGAAUGAAAGUGGCAUAGUCCAUCACCGCCAGCUACGCUUUGUACAGUGGUUUCUUUCUUUUUUUUUUUUUUUUAAUCAGCCAUAGAAGUAGGACAAUCUGUAAAACUGUGGGGAGGGUGAGGGAAGCUAUGACAAGGUAUCUGGCAUAAACCAGACACCUAAACAAGGUGGACGUAGCAAUCCUCCGUCACUGCUUGAGAGAAGCUGGUGGUGGUUUUGCAGACAUACACGACUUCAGCACUUUACAAUGUAUUUUACAAUGUAUUUUGUACUAUGAAUGUUCAGUACAAUUUAAUAUUUAUAACUGAUUUCUGAGGGAUCUGCUCUGUGUCCAUUCUGUUAACUGCAUGAGAAAAAAAAAUGUAUGCCAAUUUCAGUAUGUCAACAAUCAAGGGUUAAAAUGUCUGGAAGAAAAUAAAAGACAAGAUUGCUGACUUGCUCUGUAUUAGUUAGUGACACUCUGGUACUUUGAGAUUUUGCAAUAAAUUUAUGGCUUUUUAUUUA